AUGUCCAACCAUAAAAUAAACUUAUGGAAUCUGACAAUCAAAAUCAUUUUUUUAUUACAAACUAUAACUGGAAUUUUGGGAAAUUUCUCUCUUCUUAUACAAUAUCUAGUCUGCUAUACAAAACACAGGUUAAAACACACAGAUUUGAUGCUCAUGCACCUCUGGGGAGCCAAUGCCUUGAUAGUUCUUUUUACAGGAGUGCCCCACACAAUGGCAGCCUUUGGACUGAAGCAGUUUUUAAAUGACUUUGGAUGCAGAUUAACUUUGUACAUUCAAAGAGUAGGCCGGAGUGUGUCCAUUGGCACCACCUGUUUUUUGAGUGUCUUCCAGGCCAUCACCAUCAGUCACAGAGAAUCCUGCUGUAAUGAUCAAAAAGCCAAAGUUGCAAAGUACAUUGGCUGCUCCAUUUCCCUUCUCUGGGUCUUGUCCAUGUUUAUCCAUUUCAUUUUCUUUAGGGAAAUAUUUCUCAAAAGGAAUAGCAAAAACAUGACAAGAAAGCUAAAUUUUGAAUACUGCUCCGUUGUCAACCGUGGUGAAAUGAAUGAAACACUUUAUGUAGCAUUAGUGAUGUGCCCUGAAAUCGUUUUUUCUGUGCUCAUGGCCUGGUCCAGUGGCUCCAUGAUUGUCAUUCUGUACAGACAUAAAAAGAGGGUUCAACAUAUCCACAGCUCUCAGGUUUCCAACAGAAACUCUCCAGAAUCCAGAGCCACCCAAAACAUACUGUCCCUAGUGUCUUCCUUUCUGGCCUUUUAUAGUCUCUCCUCCAUCUUACAAGGUUGCAUUAGUCUUUCACAUAAUCACAGUUGGUGCCUGUUGAUGGUCACUAUCCUCAUAUCUCUCUGUUUUCCAACUUUUGCACCCUUUGUUCUCAUCAACUACUACUCUGUUCUGCCCAGACUCAGUUUGGUCUGGAUAAGCAAAAAUAGUAGCAAACCAGUGAGACCAAGUCAGCCUGCAGUGACCAUGAAAACUUAUCACCUCCUCAUAAGACAUUAUCCUUUUGGAGAUAUUAACAAGAAACCCUUAAGGAUCUGUUUAAAUCAGGAAGUAGACAAACUGUCAAGAAUGAUUUUGUCUCCCAAAGCCAGUCCUGUCAUUGCCACUGCAGAUGAAAUAGAAAUUGUCAUCCUGGAGGAAGGUGAGUGGAAGCAAAUAGACACAGAAAUGCUAAAUUUUGAACCAUGUGGUACAUAUCCUUUUUAG
Arvicanthis niloticus (Nile rat) is the source of this 1203-nucleotide messenger RNA. The record is from RefSeq and is a predicted model, not a curated record. NCBI's taxonomy places the organism in Eukaryota, Metazoa, Chordata, Mammalia, Rodentia, Muridae.